AUGGAAGAGUCUAAACCAUGUGUUACCCUAAUGGCUACUGAUUCUAAACUAGUCAAAGAGGGAGGUGAAUUGUUUGAUAAUCCUUCGCUAUACCAGAGCAUUAUUGGUAGUCUACAGUAUCUCACUCUAUCUAGACCAAACUUGGCAUUUACGGUGAACAAAUUACGCCAAUUUCUCCAAAAUCCAUCAAAGGCACAUUGGACUGCUUGUAAACGAAUUAUGAGGUAUAUUAAAGGGACUCUCUCCUACAGACUUAUGUUUCACAAGAGCUCCAGUUUCAAUUUAGAAGCUUAUGCGGAUGCCGAUUGGGUGAGUGAUGUUAAUGAUCGGCAGUCAACCAGUGGCUAUGCUAUUUUUCUUGGCGGAAAUUUAAUUCAAUGGAGCUCACGUAAACAGAAGGUUGUAUCUCUCUCUUUUACUGAAGCUGAAUAUUGA
This is a messenger RNA of Pistacia vera, 435 nucleotides long. RefSeq lists its product as uncharacterized. The record is from RefSeq and is a predicted model, not a curated record. The transcript has a single exon. The coding region runs from base 1 to 435 and encodes 144 amino acids. Lineage: Eukaryota; Viridiplantae; Streptophyta; Magnoliopsida; Sapindales; Anacardiaceae.